Messenger RNA from Pichia kudriavzevii, 942 nucleotides. RefSeq lists its product as uncharacterized. Gene Ontology annotation, cellular component: nucleus; cytoplasm. Bases 1 to 942 code for a protein of 313 amino acids. NCBI's taxonomy places the organism in Eukaryota, Fungi, Ascomycota, Pichiomycetes, Pichiales, Pichiaceae. The record is from RefSeq and is a predicted model, not a curated record. The transcript has a single exon. Gene Ontology annotation, molecular function: protein serine/threonine phosphatase activity.
AUGACUGAUAUUGAGGCAGAUGUUGAUUCUAUUAUUGAUAGACUACUAGAUGUUCGAGGUUCAAGACCGGGUAAACAGGUUCAACUAUUAGAGCACGAAAUCAAAUAUCUAUGUACAAAGGCACGUGAGAUAUUUAUCCAACAGCCAAUUUUACUAGAAUUGGAGGCGCCAAUCAAGAUUUGUGGCGAUAUCCAUGGACAAUAUUAUGAUUUAUUGAGGCUCUUUGAAUAUGGAGCCUUUCCACCAGAGGCGAAUUAUUUGUUUUUGGGUGACUAUGUCGAUAGGGGUAAGCAAUCGUUAGAGACUAUAUGUUUGUUAUUAGCAUAUAAGAUCAAAUAUCCAGAGAAUUUUUUCAUUUUAAGGGGUAAUCAUGAAUGUGCAUCAAUCAACAGAAUUUAUGGGUUUUACGAUGAGUGUAAGAGACGUUAUAACAUCAAGUUAUGGAAAACUUUUACAGACUGUUUCAACUGUUUACCGAUUGCAGCAAUUAUUGACGAAAAGAUCUUUACAAUGCAUGGGGGUUUGAGUCCAGAUUUAAACACAAUGGAGCAAAUCAGGAGAAUCAUGAGACCUACGGAUAUACCAGAUGUUGGGUUAUUAUGCGAUUUGUUAUGGAGUGAUCCAGAUAAGGAUAUAAUGGGAUGGUCGGAGAAUGAUAGAGGUGUGUCAUUUACGUUUGGUCCAGAUGUUGUGUCUAGAUUUUUGCAAAAGCACGAUAUGGAUUUGAUUUGUAGGGCCCACCAAGUUGUUGAAGAUGGUUAUGAGUUUUUCAGCAAACGUCAAUUGGUUACGAUUUUUAGUGCUCCAAAUUACUGUGGAGAGUUUGACAAUGCCGGUGCAAUGAUGAGUGUUGAUGAGAGUUUAUUGUGUUCGUUCCAAAUUUUGAAGCCGGCAGAGAAGAAGAAAUAUCCAAUAAAGAAGAAGGGGGGUAGAAUAUACUAA